UGAGUUCGAACAUGUUUCGAAUUAAAAAUCAAAACAAACAGCACAUGUGUUGUUGCUCUGAAUAUAAAUAACUAAAGUAAAUAUUUGGUAAAAUGUCUGCGGAACCUGAAAUUGCAAAAGAUGCGGUAUUAAAACGGAGUGAACGCAUUGCUGAAGGAACACCGAUAAUUCAAGGAUAUGACUGGAACCAGGGUGUUAACUAUGAAAAGCUUUUGUCUUCCUACGUUCAUACUGGCUUUCAAGCCACGAAUCUUGGUUUGGCUAUCAAUGAAAUUAACAAAAUGCUUGAUUGUAGAGCGCAACAGUUGACUAGUGAGCAGUUGGAUGUACAUGAAACGGAUGAAUUUAUAAAGCGGAAGCAUAAUUGUACAAUUUUUUUGGGUUACACCUCGAAUUUAGUUUCAUCAGGCAUGCGAGAGACUUUACGCUUUUUGGUAGAACAUAAAAUGGUAGAUUGCAUUGUCACCACCGCUGGUGGCGUCGAAGAAGAUUUCAUAAAGUGUUUGGCGCCCACAUAUUUAGGUUCCUUUGAACUUUCUGGUCGAGACUUGCGCGAACGUGGUAUCAAUCGCAUUGGUAAUUUGUUAGUGCCAAAUGAUAAUUACUGUAAAUUUGAGGAUUGGCUUAUGCCCUUAUUGGAUGAAAUGCUAAAGGAGCAACAGACAUGUGGUACUGUGUGGUCACCAUCUCGCAUUAUUAAUCGAUUGGGUGAACGAAUUAAUGAUGAAAGUUCCAUUUAUUAUUGGGCUGCUAAAAAUAAGAUACCAGUUUUUUGUCCAGCACUGACUGAUGGUAGUUUGGGUGAUAUGAUGUACUUCCAUUCCUUUCGACAACCUGGCCUGAUAGUUGAUAUACUCUCCGAUUUGAGGCGCCUCAAUACAAUGGCAGUUAAGGCUGUUAACUCUGGUAUGAUUAUUAUUGGUGGUGGUGUAAUUAAACACCACAUAUGCAAUGCCAACUUAAUGCGAAAUGGUGCAGAUUUUUCUGUGUUCAUUAAUACUGCUUCAGAGUUUGAUGGCAGCGACAGUGGUGCGCGCCCAGAUGAGGCUAUUUCUUGGGGCAAAAUACGUAAGGAAGCUACACCAGUGAAAGUGUAUGCUGAGGCAAGUUUAGUGUUUCCACUGAUUGUGGCAGAAACAUUUGCUAAGCGACAUUUCAAUAAAAGUAAAUAAAGAAUAUAA
Teleopsis dalmanni is the source of this 1181-nucleotide messenger RNA. RefSeq names its product probable deoxyhypusine synthase. The transcript has 4 exons. Gene Ontology annotation, biological process: peptidyl-hypusine biosynthetic process. NCBI's taxonomy places the organism in Eukaryota, Metazoa, Arthropoda, Insecta, Diptera, Diopsidae. Gene Ontology annotation, molecular function: deoxyhypusine synthase activity. Gene Ontology annotation, cellular component: cytoplasm. The record is from RefSeq and is a predicted model, not a curated record.